GCGGGCUCUUCCGGUCGAUCCUCGGCUUCAUCCAUUGACGAACCAGCCCAGGUGAACAUGGCGGGAUUCCUGAAGGCUCUGACCACCACGUCCAGAGGCGCCGCCGCCGCUGGACUCACUCUGAACCCCGCGGUGGUGUCACCGGCCGUCGCCCGCCUCCACAGACCGCAGCAGAGGAGCUAUGCAACAAAGCGCAUCAAGGUGGAGCAGCCGGUGGUGGAGAUGGACGGAGACGAGAUGACUCGCAUCAUAUGGGAGUUCAUCAAAGAGAAGCUCAUCCUGCCAAACGUGGAUGUGGAGCUGAAGUACUUUGACCUGGGUCUUCCCUACAGAGACCAGACUGAUGACCAGGUCACCAUAGACUCUGCACUGGCCACUCAAAAAUACCACGUGGCCGUCAAGUGUGCCACCAUCACUCCCGAUGAGGCCAGGGUUGAGGAGUUUAAGCUAAAGAAGAUGUGGAAGAGUCCAAAUGGAACCAUCAGGAACAUCUUGGGUGGCACAGUUUUCCGUGAACCAAUCCUUUGUAAAAAUAUUCCCCGUCUUGUUCCUGGUUGGACGCUGCCCAUAACAAUCGGUAGACAUGCUUUUGGCGAUCAGUACAGAGCCACAGACUUCGUUGUUAACCAGCCAGGCAAGUUCAAGAUGGUGUUUUCUCCAGCUGAUGGGAGCCAGAAGAAGGAGUGGGAGGUGUACGACUUUCCUGCUGGGGGCUGUGGGAUGGGAAUGUACAACACUGAUGAGUCCAUCACUGGAUUCGCUCACAGCUGCUUCCAGUAUGCCAUCCAGAGGAGGUGGCCUCUGUACAUGAGCACCAAGAACACCAUACUGAAGGCCUACGACGGCCGCUUCAAAGACAUCUUCCAGGACAUCUUUGAGAGGAAUUAUGAGCCUGAGUUUGACAAGCUGAAGAUCUGGUACGAGCACCGCCUCAUCGAUGACAUGGUGGCUCAGGUUCUGAAGUCGUCCGGAGGUUUUGUUUGGGCCUGUAAGAAUUACGACGGAGACGUGCAGUCCGACAUUCUGGCUCAGGGCUUUGGGUCUCUGGGUCUCAUGGCGUCAGUGCUUGUAUGUCCUGACGGUAAGACCAUCGAGGCGGAAGCUGCACACGGCACCGUCACCAGGCACUACCGUGAACACCAAAGGGGAAGACCAACCAGCACCAACCCCAUCGCCAGCAUCUUCGCUUGGACCAGGGGACUGGAGCACAGAGGCAAACUGGAUGGAAACCCUGAUCUGAUGAAAUUCUCCCAGACAUUAGAAAAAGUCUGCGUGGAAACUGUGGAAAAUGGUUUGAUGACCAAGGACCUUGCAGGCUGCAUCCAUGGCUUGGCCAACUGCAAGCUGAAUGAACAUUACAUCAACACAUCAGACUUCCUGGAUGCGAUUAAGAGCAACCUGGACAAAGCUCUGGGCAAAUGAAAAACAAACACUUCCUAACUUGUAUAAACCUUUGUAUCCAACUUGAAAGGAAGCAAGUUCUGUGCCUUUGUGUAUUUGAAUAGCUCACUUACACAUCACUGUUCCUCUGCCUUUAUCGCUGCUUUUUUACUGCACAAAUUGAAUGAUUUUAUUGUAUUAGUUCCAAUGUUAACUUAUAAUGAACAUAUCAGCCUUUUAAUGUAAUAUAAUGCCAUGUUUUGCACUUUCCUUAUGAAUACAAAGAGUAAUGAUUGAUAAUCAAUCAUUAACAAG
Paralichthys olivaceus (Japanese flounder) is the source of this 1695-nucleotide messenger RNA. RefSeq names its product isocitrate dehydrogenase [NADP], mitochondrial-like. Gene Ontology annotation, cellular component: mitochondrion. Gene Ontology annotation, molecular function: magnesium ion binding; isocitrate dehydrogenase (NADP+) activity; NAD binding. Gene Ontology annotation, biological process: isocitrate metabolic process; NADP+ metabolic process. The record is from RefSeq and is a predicted model, not a curated record. Lineage: Eukaryota; Metazoa; Chordata; Actinopteri; Pleuronectiformes; Paralichthyidae.